UAAAGUGAAAGUAUUUUAAUGCUGGACUCUCCAUUUUGUUAAGAAACGCGGAUAAGAUUCUGUAUUGCGAGAGGCCCCAGCAGGAGUCAUCUGGUCUAGAUUGGCACAAAAAUGGGGGGAGCUGCUUCUGAAAUGACCCCCCCUGCGGACUGUAAAACAAAGAGAACUGAGAGUGUCCUGAUGGAGAGAGCAGGCUCACCUGUACCCAGCUGGGUUUCCAUGAAGAGUGACAGGUCAAUGGACCGACCAAUCGGCUUCAGAGAGGGACCUUUUCCUACAGAUCAAAGUGUCCUGAUGGAGAGAACAGGCUCACCUGUACCCAGCUGUGUUUCCAUGAAAAGUGACAAGUCAAUGGACCCACCACUCCGCUUCAGAGAGAAACCUUUUCCUACAGAUCAAAAUGUCCUGAUGGAGAGAGCAGGCUCACCUGUACCCAGCUGUGUUUCCAUGAAGAGUGACAGGUCAAAGGACGCCAUGAUCAACUUCAGAGAGAAACCUUUUCCUACAGAUCAAAGUGUCCUGAUGGAGAGAGCAGGCUCACCUGUACCCAGCUGUGUUUCCAUGAGUGUCGAGUCAAUGGAGGAACCAAUCAACUUCAGAGAGAAACCUUUUCCUACAGAUCAAAGUGUCCUGAUGGAGAGAGCAGGCUCACCUGCACCCAGCUGUGUUUCCAUGAAGAGUGACCAGUCAAUGGACCCACCACUCCGCUUCAGAGAGGGACCUUUUCCUACAGAUCAAAGUGUCCUGAUGGAGAGAGCAGGCUCACCUGCACCCAGCUGUGUUUCCAUGAAGAGUGACAGGUCAAUGGUCCCACCAAUCCUCUUCAGAGAGAAACCUUUUCCUACAGAUCAAAGUGUCCUGAUGGAGAGAGCAGGCUCACCUGCACCCAGCUGUGUUUCCAUGAAAAGUGACAGGUCAAUGGUGGAAUCAACUGGACUCUGCGAGGGACCUUUUCUUAUUGAUCAAAGGAACCGAGUAAAAAGAUGUAAUUCACACCCACAUAAAGGAGACUUAUCAUCCAUCUUCAAGUUAUUGGAGGAAAAAGCUCAAAUGUUUCUGAAGGAUGAGCUGAUGAAAUUCAAAAGGUACCUGGAUCAGAAUGACCCAGAAUGCUCUGAGCCUCAGCUGGAGGAGGACAAUGACCUGGACAGUGAUGGUCAGAUGCAGAAGACCUGUAGUAGAGAGGGAGCUCUGAAGAUCACACUGUACAUCCUGAGGACCAUGGAGCAAAAUGAUCUCGCUGACAUGCUGGAGAAGAGGAAUCUUCUGUCGCAAUGUCAGCGCAGAAUCAAAUGUAACCUGAAGCAGAAAUUUGAGUGUGUAUUUGAAGGGAAAGCUAAGGAAGGACAGCCAACACUUCUCAAAGAGAUUUACACAGAACUCUACGUAACUGAAGGGGGAGCUGGAGGAGUCAAUGAUGAACAUGAAGUGAGACAGAUUGAAACAGCAUCCAAGAAAAGGGGAACAGAAGAUACUACAGUCAAGUGCAAUGAUAUAUUUAAACCCUUAUAUGGGCGUGAGACACCUAUCAGAACUGUACUCACUAAAGGGGUCGCAGGUAUCGGGAAAACAGUCUCUGUGCAGAAAGUUAUUCUUGACUGGGCAGAAGGAAAAGCAAACCAGGACAUUCACUUCAUAUUUGCUCUUCCUUUCCGGGAACUGAAUAUGAUUAAGGCUGAAUACAGUCUGAUUGAUCUGCUUCACCACUUUGUCCCAGAACUGAAAUUGCUUGAAUCCACUGAGCUGUGUAGGUACAAAGUUUUGUUGAUCUUUGAUGGUCUGGAUGAGUGUCACCUUCCUCUAGAUUUUCAGAACAAUGAGAGCUGGUUUGAUGUAACAAAGAAAACAUCACUAGAUGUGCUGAUGACUAACCUCAUUAAGGGGAAUCUGCUUCCAUCCGCUCUCCUCUGGAUAACCUCCCGGCCAGCAGCAGCCAAUCAGAUACCUCCUGAGUGUGUCCACCAGGUGACAGAGAUACGAGGGUUCAGUGAUGCCCAGAAGGAGGAGUAUUUCAGGAAGAGGUUUAGUGAUCAGAGCCUGGCCAGCAGGAUUAUCACACAUGUGAAAUCAUCAAGGAGCCUCUUCAUCAUGUGCCACAUACCUGUGUUCUGCUGGAUUUCAGCCACUGUCCUUGAAAGGCUUUUUAGUGAGACUGACAAUGGAGAAAUUCCAAGGACUCUGACUGAAAUGUACACACACUUCCUGAUCUUUCAAUUGAGUUUAAAAAAUGAAAAGUAUAUGGAAAAAUAUAAAAUCAAACUUAAUAAAUGCACUAAAUCUGGGAAGAAAUUCCUUUUGAAACUUGGUAAACUGGCUUUUCAUAACCUUGAGAAAGGCAAUCUCAUAUUUUAUAAGCAAGAUCUGACAGAGAAUGGGAUUGAUGUCACAGAGGCUUCAGUUUACUCUGGAGUGUGUACAGAAGUCUUUAAAGAGGAGUAUGGGUUGUACCAGGAGAAGGUGUACUGCUUUGUGCAUCUGAGCAUCCAGGAGUAUCUCGCUGCUUUAUAUGUGUUUCUGUCAAACUCAUCAGCUGACCUGCUGAAGACUGCAGUGGAUGAAGCAUUAAAGAGCAAGAAUGGACACUUGGACCUCUACCUCCGCUUCCUCCUUGGCCUCUCAACAGACUCUAGUAAGAGUCUGUUACAAAGGCUACUGGGCCAGAAAAGAAACAGGUCCCAUAACAUUAAGGAAACAGUCCAGAACAUCAAGAAGAAAAUACAAGAGAAUUUAUCUGCAGAAAGGACCAUCAACCUGUUCCACUGUCUGAAUGAACUGGGUGACAAUUCUCUAAUAGAGGAAGUACAAAGAUACCUGAGUUCAGGAAGCCUUUCAGCAGCAGACCUCUCACCUGCACAGUGGUCAGCUCUGGCCUUUGUGUUACUGAUGUCAGAUAAGGAGCUGGAUGUGUUUGAUCUGAAGAAAUACAUCAGAUCAGAUGAAGGUCUUCAGAGGCUGCUGCCUGUGAUCAAGAAAUCUAGGACAGCUCUGCUGGACAGCUGUAGACUCACAGAGACAUGCUGUGAAGUUUUGGCUUCAGCUCUCAGAUCAAACUCCUCUCAGCUGAGAGAGCUGGACCUGAGUGACAAUGACCUGCAGGAUUCAGGGGUGAAGCUGCUCUCUGCUGGACUGGGAGAUUCACACUGUACACUGGAGAUACUGAGGCUGUCAGGCUGUAGAGUCACAGAAGAAGGCUGUUCUUCCCUGGCUUCAGCUCUGAGGUCAAACCCCUCUCAGCUGAGAGAGCUGGACCUGAGUGACAAUGACCUGCAGGAUUCAGGGGUGAAGCUGCUCUCUGCUGGACUGGGGGAUUCACACUGUAAACUGGAGAUACUGAGGCUGUCCGGCUGUAGAGUCACAGAAGAAGGCUGUUCUUCCCUGGCUUUAGCUCUCAGAUCAAACUCCUCUCAGCUGAGAGAGCUGGACCUGAGUGACAAUGACCUGCAGGAUUCAGGGGUGAAGCUGCUCUCUGCUGGACUGGGUGAUUCACACUGUAAACUGGAGAUACUGAGGCUGUCAGGCUGUAGAAUCACAGAAGAAGGCUGUUCUUCCCUGGCUUCAGCUCUGAGGUCAAACCCCUCACACCUGAGAGAGCUGGACCUGAGUGACAAUGACCUGCAGGAUUCAGGGGUGAAGCUGCUCUCUGCUGGACUGGGGGAUUCACACUGUACACUGGAGAUACUGAGGCUGUCAUUCUGUAGAAUCACAGAAGAAGGCUGUUCUUCCCUGGCUUCAGCUCUGAGGUCAAACCCCUCACAUCUGAGAGAGCUGGACCUGAGUGACAAUGAUCUGCAGGAUUCAGGGGUGAAGCUGCUCUCUGCUGGACUGGGGGAUUCACACUGUAAACUGGAGAUACUGAGGCUGUCAUUCUGUAGAGUCACAGAAGAAGGCUGUUCUUCCCUGGCUUCAGCUCUGAGGUCAAACCCCUCACACCUGAGAGAGCUGGACCUGAGUGACAAUGACCUGCAGGAUUCAGGGGUGAAGCUGCUCUCUGCUGGACUGGGGGAUUCACACUGUACACUGGAGAUACUGAGGCUGUCAGGCUGUAGAGUCACAGAAGAAGGCUGUUCUUCCCUGGCUUCAGCUCUCAGAUUAAACUCCUCUCAGCUGAGAGAGCUGGACCUGAGUGACAAUGACCUGCAGGAUUCAGGGGUGAAGCUGCUCUCUCCUGGACUGGGGGAUUCACACUGUAAACUGGAGAUACUGAGCCUGAACAGCUGUAGACUCACAGAGACAUGCUGUGAAGUGUUGGCUUCAGCUCUCAGAUCAAACUCCUCUCAGCUGAGAGAGCUGGACCUGAGUGACAAUGAACUGCAGGAUUCAGGGGUGAAACUGCUCUCUGCUGGACUGGGGAAUUCACACUGUAAACUGGAGAUACUGAGGCUGUCAGGCUGUAGAGUUACAGAAGAAGGCUGUUCUUCCCUGGCUUCAGCUCUGAGGUCAAACCCCUCACACCUGAGAGAGCUGGACCUGAGCUACAAUCACCCAGAAGACUCAGGAGUGAAGCUGCUCUCUGCUCUACUGGAGGAUCCCAGCUGUAAACUGGAGAAACUGAAUGUGGACCAGAGUGGAGAGUGCAGGACCAGACCAGGGAUCCAGAAAUACUCCUGCCAGCUGACGCUGGACCCCAACACAGCAAACAGACGCCUGUCUCUGUCAGAGGGGAACAGGAAGGUGACACGGGGGGCAGAGCAGCAGCAAUAUCCUGAUCAUCCAGACAGAUUUCACGGCUGGUCUCAAGUUCUGUGCAGAGAGAGUCUGACUGGUCGCUGCUACUGUGAGGCUGAGUGGAGUGGAGAUGGAGCCUGGAUAGGAAUGACUUAUAUAGGAAUCGGGAGGAAAGGACGCAGUGCUGACUGUUUGCUUGGAGCCAAUGACAAGUCAUGGAUGCUGUUCUGCCUUCCUGACAGAUACUCUGUCUGGCACAAUAAUAAACAGACUGUCAUACCCAUAAAGCCCUCAGGCUUCCGCAGAUUGGGAGUGUAUCUGGACCGGUCGGCUGGUACUCUGUCCUUCUACAGAGUCUCCUCUGAUGGACUGAUCCUCCUGUACAGCUUCACCUCUUCAUUCACUGAACCCCUCUAUUCAGGGUUUCGGGUUUAUCCAGACUCUUCCGUGUCGCUGUGCAUGCUGGGAUAGCUCACUGUGUGCUGGAGGAAUCGU
Messenger RNA from Brienomyrus brachyistius, 5160 nucleotides. Its product is annotated as NACHT, LRR and PYD domains-containing protein 12-like. Lineage: Eukaryota; Metazoa; Chordata; Actinopteri; Osteoglossiformes; Mormyridae. The coding region runs from base 112 to 5136 and encodes 1674 amino acids. The record is from RefSeq and is a predicted model, not a curated record. The transcript is spliced from 27 exons. Gene Ontology annotation, molecular function: protein binding.